Molecule: messenger RNA, 387 nt
Organism: Didymodactylos carnosus
Lineage: Eukaryota; Metazoa; Rotifera; Eurotatoria; Philodinida; Philodinidae
Source: the annotation of a GenBank genome assembly
AUGUACAAAAGAGUCUACGGUCAUUCAUUCGCUUCAAAAAAUGCCGGUGUUGAUGCAGCAAUCAAAGCCGAAAAACAGCAUCCAACAACGAUGGAUGGAGCAAAGAAGCUUGUACAGUGUGACAAUAUUCAAGACAGAUCAAUCGAAGAGAAAAGUGAAACUACGUUGCUGUCAAAUAUACCACCGCCACUCGUACACAAAACUUUCACUUUACCGACGGAAGAUAAUGACGACGAUGAAUGGAAUAUGCAGCGGAAAAAUUUAACUGAUGAAAACGUGAAAGAAAUUACAGAUAGACUAAAAGCUAACAGAAACUGCGUCACAUUGGACUUGCGCUAUAAUAAAAUAACUGAUGUAGGCAUGGGCGGCGGAACGAUUCCAGUCUAG